AUGAAACCAUUUCCAUUUAAAAAUAUUACCCACGACCAACGGAUAUUUAAUUAUCGCUUGUCUCGAGCCCGCAGGGUGGUUGAAAAUGCUUUUGGGAUUUUGUCCUCAAGGUUUAGAGUAUUUCUAUCGCCUAUAGGUGUACAAGUUAAUAAUGUGGAUCCUAUUGUCUUGGCUUGCUGCGCGUUGCAUAAUUUUUUAAGAAAACAGACAUUAUCAUAUAUAGCACCACGAGACAUCGAUACGGAAAAUACUAAAAAUUUCACAUUUCAUAAAGGGGAUUGGCGAAAUAAUACCGAAGGGCUCUCUUCAUUGCAACGAACUAGUGAAAAUCAACGAAACAGUGACGGAAACGAAGUACGUAAUACGUUCAUGAAUUAUUUCAGUUCUGUAGGGUGUGUUUCCUUUUAUGUAACAAAUUGUCAUGUUUAA
Parnassius mnemosyne (clouded apollo) is the source of this 429-nucleotide messenger RNA. Lineage: Eukaryota; Metazoa; Arthropoda; Insecta; Lepidoptera; Papilionidae. The record is from the annotation of a GenBank genome assembly.